This is a messenger RNA of Pediculus humanus corporis (human body louse), 1161 nucleotides long. Its product is annotated as Forkhead box protein I1, putative. The record is from RefSeq and is a predicted model, not a curated record. Gene Ontology annotation, molecular function: RNA polymerase II cis-regulatory region sequence-specific DNA binding; DNA-binding transcription factor activity, RNA polymerase II-specific. Gene Ontology annotation, biological process: cell differentiation; anatomical structure morphogenesis; regulation of transcription by RNA polymerase II. Lineage: Eukaryota; Metazoa; Arthropoda; Insecta; Psocodea; Pediculidae. The transcript is spliced from 7 exons. Bases 1 to 1161 code for a protein of 386 amino acids.
AUGAAUAAUAAAAUUAAAUUGGUUUAUUUUAUUUAUUUUAUUAUAGUUUAUCCAGAAAUAAAUUCAACCAUUCUCACCCUUAAAGACGAACUUGGACAAAAUAAUGGAACGAAUGUUAUAACGGACGUAUUAAGAAAUCAAAUGCACCUUGACCAACUCAUAUCAGGCAACAAUGAUGAGACAUCUAUUAAUUUAACACCCCUCGACGAACAUUCUGGUUCGAACAAUCAAUCGGAUUCGACGAGUGCAACAACAACAACAACAACAACAACGACAGCAGCAGCAUCGGGUGUUUGCAAAACACCAACACCCUCUUCGAAAUCUCCUUGUGAUAUACAUACAAGAGUUUCAUCUCCUACGACAACUUCAACCAUUCCAUCAACGUGUGAAAAAUCACAAGAAAAACCACCCUAUAGUUACGUCGCCAUGAUAUCAAUGGCCAUCACGAGUAAAAAAGAAAAACGGGCAACAUUAAAUGAAAUAUAUAAUUUUAUAACAACAAAAUUUCCAUAUUUUAGAGAUCAAGAAAAAAAAGGCUGGCAAAAUUCAAUAAGACACAAUUUAUCGUUAAAUGAUUGUUUUAUUAAAGUUCCAAGACAAGGCGGUGGAGAGAAAAAAGGAAAUUAUUGGAUUUUAACAAUGGACCCGAGCAAAAUGUUUGAAAAUAAUAAUUACAAGAGAAGAAAAAGAAUGAGGAGACCAUUGAAAACAUCAGCUCCAACAUAUCCAAAGUCAUUUUUUGGGGAUCCAUAUCCGAGUCAUUUACAAUUUAGACAUAGAAAUUUAUAUAGCGCAGCAAGGUACACCUCUUACGGAAGUCCGACGCCAUGGAAUUUACCCACAAAUAUAUCAAAUCCACAAAUUCCGGGUUAUACAAAUUGUCAAGUUAGAAGUCCAGGACUUAAUCCAUAUGCUCAAUUGCCUACAACCUUAACGUCUCAAUUGCAACCCGUUCAAUCAAUGCAAAUAUCAUCAAUGAACGGUUAUAAUCAAUUUACAAAUUCGAUGAACGGUUACAAUCAAUUAAGCACUUCUUUAGGUAGUGGAUCACCCUCACCUGUUGGCGUUAGCAGUUUUACAUCCGGAUUUUCAUCAUGUAGUAGAAGGCAGGAUUCUGAUGUGAGAUAUUCUAGUUAUACAUGGGCCGACGGUAAAAUCUAA